AUGUCGCUCCGCACGCGCACUGAUCGAUUACUAGAAGAAGUUGGCAUAGAACGGACCGCGACGCUCAAUGGUGAUGUCCGUGCGCUCGCCGAGGCCGUGGGCCUCGGUUUCACGUCUCUUCCCGCGACGCUCACCGCCCUCGAGGCCGAAGUUCUAGGCGCGCCGGCGGAGGCGGCGCCGGCGCCCGCCGCAGUCGUGCCCGCACCCGCAGCCGCGCCCGCGGCCGCGCCGCCGGCGACGCCACCGACGGCGGCUAAGGCCAAGCCCGAGCCCGAGCCCGAGCCUGAUAGCGACAGCGACGGCUUCGAACUCACGGGCUCGCAGACCGAGGCCGAGCGGACGGCCGCCGCGCGCGAGGAGGCGGAACGCAGGAACGACGUCGUCGAUGUGGAUGAUGAGGGUGAUGACGAUCUCUCGAGCCAGUCCGUCAAGGCGCUCAAGGCGAUAGCGGCGGCGCGCGGCGUCGACGUUUCGACGUGUAGAGAAAAGUCCGAGAUCGUCGCGGCCCUGCGCGCUCCCGCUGCGAACGGCGCGCCGGCGGCCGCACCGCCGCCGCCGGCCGCAGCGCCACCCGCGCCGCCACCGCAAUCGGGCGCGGUCAAGCGCCUCACGCGCCGCAUUAUCUCGAGCGCGCUCAAGGACGGCGCCUCGUUGUACGACGUGCUCGGCAUCGAGAGCUCGGCCACGGCUCGCGACGUCACGGUAGCGUAUCGGGACAUUGCUGCUUUGAUCCACCCCGACAAGUGCUCCGAAGAGAAUGCCUCGGAGGCGUUCAAAAAAAUCAACGAGGCGAAUUCAGUUCUGUCGGAUGCCGCGCGCCGCUCGAUCUACGAUGCGGAGCAGGCGCGGGCCGCAGCGCCGCCGGCCCCGGCGCCCGAGCCGGAACGUCGCAAGCGGCCAAAGCGCAAGGCUGCCAAGCGCAAGAAGAAGAAGAGCGCGAAAAAGAAGCGCAAGGCCCCGUCGAGCGACGACGACGAUGACGACUCCUUCAUCGCGGACUCGGACGACGAGGAGGAGGAAGAAGAGAGCGAGGCGGACUCUGAUUCGGACUCGGAAUCGGAGGAAGAGGAGUCCGAGGACGACGAGGACGUCAUCGGCGGCUCGGACGACGACGACGAUGAGGAGGAGGAGAGCGACGAGGAGAGCGACGAGGCGCCCGCGCGGCGGCGCGCGCCGGCGGCGGCGCCGCGGCGCGCGCGGCCGCCGCCCGCGCCGAAGACGCGCCUCGAGCAACGCGGCAUCCCCGCCACGCGGGUCUCGCGCGGCGGCUGCGUCUGCCGCCUCGGGCAGAAUUGCUACGCGCGGUCCCACCUGUGCGUCUGCGGCCAGUUCUCGCGGUGCUACUCGAAGCGCCACCUCUGCUUCUGCGGCACGGGCUCGUCGUUCACGUGCAUCGCGAAGACGCACAAGUGCAUCUGCGGCUCUGGCUUCCCCCGGUGCUUCGCGUCGCGACAUAAGUGCAUCUGCGGCACGACGACGACCUGGAGCCGGUGCCACUCGACGGACCACUACUGCAUCUGCAAGCGCAUCAGCGCGGGCAAGGCGGGCGGCUGGACGACGUGCGGCGCGCGCGCGCACGAGUACUAAGUAG
Molecule: messenger RNA, 1591 nt
Organism: Pelagomonas calceolata
Lineage: Eukaryota; Pelagophyceae; Pelagomonadales; Pelagomonadaceae
Source: the annotation of a GenBank genome assembly